GCCCGACCUUGUAAACUCGCCCCAAGAGGCCCUAGCGGGUCACGUGAGUAAUGCAGUCAGGGGUACUCAGCCAUGCCAGUCGCCAGGUCUUCGCGACAAUGCGAGCGUCCCGGAUCUUCUUGGGCGCCACUGUCGUCGUUUCAGUCGUCCUCCUGUCCUUGGCCUUCGUAGACCGCUGGUUCAGAGUACCGUCAGCGGUAACCCGUGCCCCAGCCGGUUCACGGUUCCUGUUCCCGGCGGGAGAGGAGCAGAGGACGCCCGGCAGGACACCGGACACGCAGCCCGGCACCCUAGCGGGGCCGAAAGAAGGGAGAACGGCCCAGGAAGACCACCACAAUGCAGAGAAAGUCCAGAGAGACAGAAAGGCUGUUCUGGAGAGAGUGUGCAAUGUUUCCCUGCCAGGAUUCGUCCCUCCACUGUCCACAUGGCAGCUUGGCCACAUCAUUGUGGAUGACCAACAUAAGAUGUUGUACUGCUUCGUGCCCAAAGUGGCCUGCACAAACUGGAAAAGGGUCAUGAUCAAACUGCGACACCCAGAGAUAGAAAAACCUCAAGACAUAUCCCCACGCGACGCACACGAGACAUACGUCCUUCCCUCCUUGAAGCGAUAUUCGCCGGAAGCGGUACAAUACAGACUAGACAACUACUUCAAAUUCAUGUUCGUGAGAGACCCGAUGGAAAGAUUGCUAUCAGCAUACAUCAACAAGUUUACUAUGCCGUAUAACCUGAAGUUCCACCGAUUGUACGGUACCAAGAUUAUCAGUCGUUUCCGUGAGAAUCCGAGCAAUUACUCUCUGCAGAGAGGGGACGAUGUGAUGUUUAAAGAGUUUGUAAAAUACCUACUGGACCCAAAGGCACAUGGGCCACAGCUCAACGAACACUGGGACCACUAUGUCAACUUGUGUCACCCUUGCCGCAUACACUAUGAUGUAAUCGGCAAAUACGAAACUCUAGACCAAGACGUCGACUACGUCUUACAAAAAGCGGGUGUCGCCGAUAUUGUCCAGUUUCCGCCAAAACCGAAAAAGGCGCAAACAAGCACAUCUCAGUUACUGGACGAGUACCUAGAAGAAAUUGGACACAAGGAAGUUUUAAGAUUGCACAACAUGUACAUCUUGGACUAUUUGAUGUUCAACUAUAGUCUUCCAAACUUUCCUGGUGAAAGAUAAUGAGGAGAGCCUGCAAUGUCUUUAAUCAAUUGCAGAUGCUGAACUAGAAGGCUGAACUUGAAGAAGAUGUUAAUAUUGUUUUAAAACUUGAUGGUCAUUUGUACAUGUGUUGGUAAUAGAAAAAUAGCUUAACGCUGAAAAUAAAUUCUCUUUUAAAGGGGCAUCAUGUAACAUUUUUGCACCAAUAAUUGAAAUAUCUUACGUAAAAGACACACAUUCGUGUGAUUGUAAUUUACUUCCUUUUUUCAACAUAUUUGUGCAAUUAUCUCACAUUUCUGUCAUUUAUGGCACUAAAACAGCCCACACCAGGCGGACUCAUAUUGUGUUGCCAACACAAACUACCAGAAUGUAAACAAACAUGGCUGACCGCUGUGUUUCCAGCUUUUAAAAACACUCAUAUUUUGGCACCUCCACUUC
Molecule: messenger RNA, 1586 nt
Organism: Branchiostoma belcheri (Belcher's lancelet)
Lineage: Eukaryota; Metazoa; Chordata; Leptocardii; Amphioxiformes; Branchiostomatidae
Product: carbohydrate sulfotransferase 11-like
Exons: 4
Coding region: 51-1169 (372 amino acids)
Biological process (GO): carbohydrate biosynthetic process
Cellular component (GO): membrane
Molecular function (GO): sulfotransferase activity
Source: RefSeq, a predicted model, not a curated record